Messenger RNA from Onychostruthus taczanowskii (white-rumped snowfinch), 3760 nucleotides. It is a transcript of the gene FBXL4, whose product is annotated as F-box and leucine rich repeat protein 4. Bases 1636 to 3498 code for a protein of 620 amino acids. Gene Ontology annotation, cellular component: SCF ubiquitin ligase complex. Gene Ontology annotation, biological process: SCF-dependent proteasomal ubiquitin-dependent protein catabolic process. The record is from RefSeq and is a predicted model, not a curated record. NCBI's taxonomy places the organism in Eukaryota, Metazoa, Chordata, Aves, Passeriformes, Passeridae. The transcript has 9 exons. Gene Ontology annotation, molecular function: protein binding.
UGCCACAAGAGCUGCAGGCUGUGGCCAGAGGAAGCCUGCAGUUUGUAGUGCAGAUGUCAAGUUGUGUAGGUUGCUUAUGUGAGAUAAGUGAUUCCCACUGAUCUUACAAGUACCACAGCUGAAUGAGUCUUAAAAUUGAGAUCUGUAAAGCCGUAUUUUCUGUGGAGCAGCCUUCAAAUCAUCUUAAUCAGUAAAAUUUUGAGUUUGAAGGUGAUGUGUAUGCUGAUCUGGCCAUGAUUCCCGGGCUUGAUAGCAGAGCAUUUGUUGAAGUUUAAUGUCUGUUGGCAUAUUCUUUAAAUAGAUCUUUCUUUUUAAGAGGGGAAAAAUCCAGAAGGAGAAUGUAUUUGUAAUAUUUACUUACAUCUUACAUCAAAACAUCUCUACUCUGAAAAAAUGAAAUAGCUAUUUUCAGUUUGGAGUUGUUUCUAUUUUUUUUUUCUUUUAAGGAGGAGAGGUUCAGGGUUGUGCUACCUUUUUUUUUCCCCCAGUGUCUUUUCUGAAAGGUGGCUUAGGUUGUUUGUGGGAAAUGUGACAUUAUUGGUUCUUGGCAUUUCAGGGGAGCUUGAAGUAAAUCUGGCAUAUUGUUUUAUGCAUUCCCUUCUGCACUGAGUAUCAGGAGUAAUUCAUGUCCUUGGCAGCUACAUCAACAUGUGAAACUAAACAAAAGACCAAUAAUAGCAGAAGCAAGAAAGUGAGAAUUGAGCACUUCAUUAGUAAACUUUCUUUCUGUCAUGAGUAAAAUGGGCAAAUAGUGCAGCCUCUCCUUAUCUGUUACCACAAGUCCCUUCAUGCUGGAAACGUUCAUGCCAAAGAGAGCUGUUUGUACAUCUCUGUGUGUUUGUGAGUGUGGGAACAAGCAAACAUACACUGUGGAUCUGUGUAGAGACUUCAAAAAGUUUCCAUUUGUUUAAUAAUUUACCCUACUUUAAACUUAUGCUUCCAAAAACGCUAUAGUAGGGUCUCACUUUUACCCACUGCAAACGUUAAAUACGUGGUUUGCCUGCCUGGCAGUGUGAAGCAAUGUGUUCGUUGUUACUUCUGCAAUAGAAGGGUCACUCACAUCUGUUGGUUCAGAGAUUACCACAGUGUGCAUCCUAUGGUAAACUAAGCAGCAACUCCAGCACGGGCUGUUGAAGAAACAUUUAUUCUAUUUUGAGCCAUGCUUAGUCAUCCCCGUUUGGCCUCUAACGGGUUACAGGCAUUACUUGUUAUUCUCUCUUAGUAAAGCUGAUGGAGAAGUUAAUGAGAAGGCCAGUUUGUGAGAAGCAGUUUGUGGUGAGUGUGAAUUCAUAUCCCGUGUGUUGUGUAGUGCCAGCGGAAAUCGGAGAAUACACUGCACAUUUCCUUGUGUGUUGGUAAAACUCACAGUUUGCAUCACGCAGAAUUAAAAUGCUUUCUAUGGGGACUUCUGCUUCUGAUGCCAGGACUCUUUUGAAGACCUCAUUUGUUGCCUGGUUUAAAGGAAGAUGAUGUUGUUAGUGAAUUCUGAGCAUCCUUCAGGAGGCUGAUGACCCUUCUGUUGUUGGUGUGUGCUGUCAUGGACAACUUCAAAUGCUCCUUUCCAAAACACCACAGGCAGUUAAUGCAGCUUAUAAAGGACUCCUGACUUUUUGCAUCUUCCUAAGUCCUAUCUAGAUGCCACCAGUGUUUCCCAUGUUAACAGUUCUGAGCAUGUUUUACUACAUGUGCCUUCGGCGCCGAGCUAGGACAGCGACGAGAGGAGAAAUGAACAGUCGGAGGGCUAUUGAAUCGAACACCCGAGCCUUACCUAUCAACGUUGAAAUAGUUCAGUAUGCCAAAGAAGUGUUGGAUUUCAGCUCUCACUACGGCAGUGAGAACAGCAUGUCCUAUACCAUGUGGAAUUUAGCAGGGUUUCCCAACGUGUAUCCUAGUUCUGGUGACUUUACCCAAACUGCUGUCUUUCGAACUUACGGCACGUGGUGGGAUCGCUGCCCGAGUGCUCGGCUGCCUUUCAAGAGGACACCAUCCACCUUCUGUAGCCAGGACUAUGUGGAACUUGCUUUUGAGGAACCAGUUUAUCCCACUGCAGUGCACAUUCUGGAAACCUAUCAUCCUGGAGCUGUAGUCAGGAUUUUGGCAUGCUCUGCAAAUCCUUACUCACAAAAUCCACCAGCUGAAGUAAGAUGGGAAAUACUUUGGUCUGAGGCACCUACAAAGGUGAAUGGUCCUCAGGCUCGGCAGUUCACACCUUGUAUCAAACAGAUAAACUUUCCCACAAACUUGAUCCGGCUGGAAGUGAACAGCUCUCUUCUGGACUAUUACACUGAAUUGGAUGCAGUAGUACUACAUGGUGUGAAAGAGAGGCCUGUGCUUUCACUUAAGACUUCAAUGAUUGAUAUGAAUGAUAUAGAUGAAGAUGAGGAUGAAGAAAAAUUUGCCUGUGGAAUGGAUGCCCUUAAUAAACAGUUCAGCAUUGUUACCCUCAGGGAAUGGCCAACUAAUGGAUAUUUUGAUAAACUGCCUUAUGAGCUCAUCCAGUUGAUUUUGAGUCACCUUACAGUACCAGACCUGUGUAGACUAGCACAAACUUGUAAGCUACUGUAUCAACAUUGCUGUGACCCUCUACAGUACAUUCAUCUCAGUUUACAACCUUACUGGGCAAGGAUUAAUGACACAUCCCUGGAGUACCUACAGUCUCGCUGCACGCUCAUCCAGUGGCUGAAUUUAUCUUGGACUGGAAACAGGGGAGCCAUCUCUGUUUCUGGAUUUAGCAGGUUCCUGAAAGUCUGUGGCUCUGAACUAGUACGUCUUGAGUUGUCUUGUGGCCAUUUCCUCAAUGAAACAUGCUUGGAGGUCAUCACUGAAAUGUGUCCAAAUCUUCAGGAAUUAAAUCUCUCAUCGUGUGAUAAAAUACCACCUCAGGCUUUCAACCACAUAGCCAAAGUGGGCAGCCUAAAGCGUCUCAUUCUCUACAGAACAAAAGUGGAGCAAACAGCCCUGCUCAGUAUUUUGAACUUCUGCUCGGAGCUGCAGCACCUCAGCCUGGGCAGCUGUGUCAUGAUUGAAGACUAUGACCUUAUAGCAAGCAUGAUGGGAGCAAAAUGCAAAAAGCUUCGCAGUCUGGAUUUGUGGAGAUGUAAAAACAUAACUGAAAGCGGGAUCGCGGAAUUGGCUUCGGGCUGCCAGCUUUUGGAAGAACUUGAUCUCGGGUGGUGUCCUACGCUCCAGAGCAGUACAGGCUGCUUCACAAACCUUGCGCGCAAACUCCCGAAUUUGCAGAAGCUCUUUCUUACGGCCAACAGGUCUGUGUGUGACACAGACAUCGAGGAGCUCGCUGCCAACUGCACGCACUUACGGCAGCUGGAUAUAUUGGGAACAAGGAUGGUGAGCCCUGCAUCUUUAAGAAAAUUGCUGGAGUCUUGUAAAGAUCUUUCUUUACUCGAUGUGUCCUUCUGUUCACAGAUCGAUAAUAGAGUUGUGCUAGAACUGAAUGCCAACUUUCCUAAUGUGUUCAUAAAAAAGAGUUUCACCCAGUGACUCCCUACAUAUGCUGCUGUGGAACUCGUUUGACAGAGUUGUUUUCCUGUAAAUUUCUGCUGUUUUUUUUUUUUUUUUAAGGAGAAUAUAAAUCUGCUAUAAAAUGGUGGAAAAUAUUAAUUAUCUACACAAAUGGGUAAAAUACAUUUAAAUGUAUUAUGCUUCUUAAAGUUGAUAUUGUACCUAAGAAUUAUUUUACUCUGUUAAUUGGUGGCACUGCAUGUUUUUAAAUACUAGCCAUAUGUCUGGCUUUAAUGAGAAA